This is a messenger RNA of Oryza sativa Japonica Group (Japanese rice), 1984 nucleotides long. RefSeq names its product protein NRT1/ PTR FAMILY 5.10. The record is from RefSeq and is a predicted model, not a curated record. NCBI's taxonomy places the organism in Eukaryota, Viridiplantae, Streptophyta, Magnoliopsida, Poales, Poaceae. Gene Ontology annotation, biological process: oligopeptide transport; transmembrane transport. Gene Ontology annotation, cellular component: membrane. Gene Ontology annotation, molecular function: transmembrane transporter activity.
UUUCCCUUUCCCUUCAAAUGGCUGGCGUUUGAUACUACAAGGAUAUCAUAUCAAUAUAUAUAUAUUAUCAUCUCUUUCGGCUGGUGAUGUUUGUGUUGCACGCACGCUAAUUGAAAAAUCACACUCAAAACGGUUGGGAGGUUAGCAGCCAUGGCAAUGGAGGCGGAGGCUCUCCUGCCGGAGCCGGAGCCGGAGUCGCCGCCGCUGCUCGCCGUCGACCACCUCGGCGGCCCGGCCUCCCGCGGCAGCUCCGGCCGGUGGCCCGCCGCGUUCUUCCUCAUCGGAGCGGAGGUAGGCGAGAGGUUCGCAUACUCGGGCAUCAUGGGGAACCUGGUGAUCUACCUGACCGGGCCGCUCCGGCAGCCGACGGCGGCGGCGGCGGCGGCGGUGAACGUGUGGAUGGGCACCUCGAUGCUGCUGCCGCUGCUCGGCUCGGCCGUCGCCGACUCAUGGCUCGGCCGCUACCGCACCAUCGUCUGCGCCUCCCUCCUCUACAUCUUGGGGCUGGGCAUGAUCACUGUCUCGUCGGUUCUUGCACCGGAAGAGUCAUCCGAGAGCUCAAAUCUAGCUGCUCAUGUGGCUUUCUUCUACUUCUCACUCUACGUGGUGGCGUUUGCUCAGGGCGGACACAAGCCUUGCGCGCAGGCGUUGGGUGCAGACCAGUUCGACGAGAACGACCCCGGCGAGCUCGCCUCCAGGAGCUCCUUCUUCAACUGGUGGUUCUUCGCCUCCUACGGCGGCAACACUGUCACUGUUCCCAUCUUGAAUUAUGUCCAGGAAAGCGUAAGCUGGCAGCUUGGCUUCGCAAUCCCAUGCAUCGCCAUGGCCGUUUCUCUUGCCAUCUUCUUGAUCGGGACAAGGAGUUAUCGCUUCUACCCUCCGAAGAGUAAGGGAAACCCAUUCGGAGAGGUCGCCGAGUGGAUUCGACGUUGGAUCGCAUCGUCCUGUUCGAAAUUGCCUGACAGUUCUGAUGAGUUGCUACCGUCAUCAUCGUCUGAGGGGGAUGUCAGCAAUUCAAGCAGUGAAUUCGUCCCUAAAGAAGCUGCAGAGCUGGUCAAGUUGUUUCCAAUAUGGGCUUCCAGCCUGAUAUAUGCUGCUGUGAUGGCACAGUGCAUCACUUUCUUUACAAAGCAAGCAAGCACACUGGACAGAAGGGUAGGCAGCUUAGUGCUGCCAGCUGCUUCAAACGGGGCAUUGUUCAAUGCUACAAUCAUGGUCUUCCUCCCAAUCUAUGACAGAAUCUUUAUCCCAGUGGCCAGAAGAUACACCAAGAACCCUAGCGGUAUCACGACGCUGCAGAGGAUCGGCGUCGGGUUGGUUCUCUCGAUCAUCACGAUGAUCGUUGCUGCAAUGGUUGAGAUGAGGAGGCUCAGGAUAGCAAGAGAUUUCGGCCUUGUGGACAAACCUGAAGCUGUUGUUCCUAUGAGCUUCUUGUGGAUUGUUCCGCAGAACAUUCUGGCUGCAAUUUCUGAUAUGUUUGCUGUGAUUGGAUUGCAAGAGUUCUUCUACGGUGAGGCACCGGAGAGUCUGCGAAGCUUUUCCAUGGCUCUGUUCUUGAGCAUAAUUGGAGUUGGGAACUUCAUCAGUAGUUUCAUUGUAUAUGCCAUUGACAGGGUGACCAGUAGCUUUGGAGACAGCUGGUUCUCUAACAAUCCAAACAGAGGGCAUGUCGAUUACUUCUACUUGCUUAUUACCGUGCUCAAUGCUUUGUCCCUGGCCUGUUUCUUAUACUUUGCUAAAAUGUAUGAACAUAGGAAAAAGGUCAUCUCAGUGCAGUGACAUUGUGUGCAGCCUACAUAUUUGUAGCUCCACUGAUAAGGUCACCUUCACAAUCUGAUCCAGUCUCAAGAAUGUAACAUGGUAAAGCUGUAUCUGGUAUAAUGUAUGUUCCAGUUUCACUUCCUUCAUUGAUACGUCCUAACUAUACUUUGUAAGAAAUUAUGUGACCCAGCUGCAAAUGCAAAUGAAAUGUUCCUUAAUUUCA